AUGAGUUUACAGAUUGACGAGACUGCUUUUGUUGAGGCAGCUCAAGGUAGUAACAAUUUACAGUUUAAAGAUGAGAAGCAGCAGGCUAGAUUUGAGUUGGGUGUUUCAAUGAUGGUUUACCGUUGGGAUGCAUUGGAUAUAGCUGUUGAGAACAAGUGGGGUGGCCCUGAUUCUGCUGGAAAGCGUGAUUGGAUUACUGCAGUUAUCUGUGAUGCAUUUAAGAGUGAAAAAAUCAUCGAUGUUGCCUAUAUUGAAGAAAUAUUAUUAUAUGCUAUGGUCGAUGAAUUCGACACUAAUGUCGAAGAUGACUCAGCAUUGCCUGUUGCCUCAGGAAUAAUCGAUCUCUACAAACAAUGUGAUUCUAUGGAUUAUAGUGGUGUUGAGCAUUUAUAUACUGAAUUUGAACAAAAACAAAAAUCCAAAGCUUCUUCAUCGAAUAGAAUUGUCCACAUCGAAAACGAUCCUUUGAAUCCAGAUACUUCAUCUUCCGAAGAAGAUGAAGACGAUUUAGAGGAAGAAGAUGUUGAAAUGGACAUUGAUACAGAAACAACUGUCAAUGCUGCACCUGAACCAAUUGUCGAUGACGAUGGUUUUGAACUGGUCCAAAAGAAGGGAAGAAGAAGACAAUAG
Messenger RNA from Vanderwaltozyma polyspora DSM 70294, 630 nucleotides. It is a transcript of the gene TSR2, whose product is annotated as Tsr2p. The record is from RefSeq and is a predicted model, not a curated record. Lineage: Eukaryota; Fungi; Ascomycota; Saccharomycetes; Saccharomycetales; Saccharomycetaceae. Bases 1 to 630 code for a protein of 209 amino acids. The transcript has a single exon. Gene Ontology annotation, cellular component: nucleus. Gene Ontology annotation, biological process: maturation of SSU-rRNA from tricistronic rRNA transcript (SSU-rRNA, 5.8S rRNA, LSU-rRNA).